Molecule: messenger RNA, 1769 nt
Organism: Gigantopelta aegis
Lineage: Eukaryota; Metazoa; Mollusca; Gastropoda; Neomphalida; Peltospiridae
Product: chitinase-like protein 3
Exons: 7
Biological process (GO): carbohydrate metabolic process; chitin catabolic process
Cellular component (GO): extracellular region
Molecular function (GO): chitin binding; chitinase activity
Source: RefSeq, a predicted model, not a curated record
GUAUUUGUUACUUCUGGUUGGUUUUGUGUUGUUUGCUACUUCACAAACUGGUCAGGAGAUUUGCUCAUACCAGGCGCCCAUUUUGAAAUCUCAGACAUAAACCCCAAGUUGUGUACACACCUCAUGUUCGCCUUCGCCAAGAUAGACACGCAGUCGUUCCAGCUACACCCAACACGAACAGAUGACCAGGGCGAAUCGGGUGAACUCGGAAGAUAUAUCGAAUUCAGCCAACUUAAACGGAAAAACCCGAAGUUGCUGACGAUGUUGUCCGUCGGAGGGUCAUUGCAGGCGAACGCGGGUUUUGGAGAAAUCGUGACGUCAGAGGAAGGGCGGCGAUUGUUCGCGAAAAACUGCGUCGGAUAUUUACGGAAAUGGGGGUUUGACGGGAUAGACUUGGACUGGGAGUAUCCGGGAGACCCGCCAGAAACGAAAAGAAACUUUACUAUUUUAAUUCAGGACAUACGACAAGUCAUCGAAGACGAGCCGAGAACGGCUAGACAGAAGAAACUGCUCAUGUCUCUUGCGGCCCCGGUAAGCGAGGAUAAAAUCACUCGGGGCUACGAAGUGGAGAAAGUCGCCAGCAUAGUCGACUUCAUAAACCUGAUGGCUUACGACUUCCACGGACCCUGGAACCAAAUCACUGGCCUGAACGCCCCCCUCUAUCCCAGGGAGGGGGACUGGAGGUUCACCCCAGAUCUCAAUGUGGUAUCAGCGGUGAAAACGUGGACUGAUCGCGGAGCCCCACGAGAGAAGAUCGUGCUCGGUUUCGCUGGUUACGGAAGUUCAUACACCCUCAACAACACAGCGGAGACGUCUGUAGGCGCUGCCGUGGCUGACGUCGGACGACCGGGACCGUACAGACUCAUGAAGGGACAGCUGUCGUAUUACGAGAUAUGCAUUUUGCUACAAGACGGCGCCACCUACCAGUGGGAUGACCUGCAGAAGAACCCGUAUGUGUAUAUCAAUGACACCUGGGUGGGCUUCGAUGACGAACACAGUAUUGAUGUGAAGGUGGACUGGAUCAUAGAACAGCAACUUGGUGGGGUAAUGUUUUGGUCACUAGAUCUGGACGAUUUCAAAGGUUCAUUUUGCAACAAAGGAAAAUACCCCCUCUUGCGAGCCAUAGUGACCGCUGUCGCCAGACACUACCCCGACGUGGUCGUCCCUCCAUACGAAAAUACAACGGAAGUGACGACGUCUUCGAUAACCACACCAAAACCAGUGCUGACUUCCGUUAUUACGACACCUACGCAUGUUACGAUACCAUCUACAAGAACUACGGAAGAGAUCAAAUUGUCAACACAGCCAGACCGCAAUGCGACUGUCGUGAUAACGCCACGUAUCAUUAUGACACAACGACCAAUCGCUACUCGCAAGACAACAGUCGAUAUGACGUCACCAAGAGUUACGACACACACGCGCACGCCCUCUACAGUUCGAAGCCAGAUGACAAGCGCAUCAACGAAUGUGGUUGUUACUAAAAUCCGGACAACUGCGAAGUCUGAAUUUGAGGUGGAGACUCCUAUUGAUAGAAACCUGCCGCCAUGGAUACCAGACAAAAAUGACGUCAUUGAUAAUUCAGGCAGAGAAGGACACGUGAAUAAUGGCGAUGAUCAUUUUGACAACCACCACAUAAACAGUGUAGCCGCAGAAAGCGGAUCUGGGGGUGUUUCUUUAACGGCAGGGGUCGACAGCCAUUUUUCUACCGAAUUAUGGUUAUAUUGUUGUAUUAUUUUAUACACGUUUUUUUACUAUUAAAUAUUUUUAGC